GGAAGAUACAAUUCGCCGGAACAUAUCAACAUAGAGCAGGGGACAGGGGAAGCAGCUGAAAGUCAAAACCUGUCAGCCGCUUCAUAACUUGGCACAAAAACGCUUCGGCUAACAUAUGGGCACUUACUUCAUUAGUGAGUGAGACACUUAAAAUGAAAGAAUAAUUUGGUGUUCGUAAAGCGACAAUGUGCUUCUGGCGUUCUGAAGGCAAGCGUUCAUUCCCCCGCAGUGAAAUGGGCGCGCUCUGUGUUAGAACCAGCCUAGCUGCGAAUUGUUACAUUGUUGCAUUGUGCUCCUGAACUGUGUCGAUUUCACGUCGUCCCCACGUUGGGAUAGACCCUAUAAAAUAAGACACCCGAGACAAGGCAAGAGGACUGCAUUCCGCCUCUGCAAGGACGAAGAGGAUUUUAUCCCCUCGGAUCAACUUAGUUUUCCCCUCAAACUCCAACUUCUGAGAACUGGUGUGACCACACGAGCCAAAAUGGGUAAACAAAAUAGUAAACUGCGUCCUGAAGUCCUUCAGGAUCUUCGAGAAAACACUGAAUUUACUGACCACGAGCUCCAGGAGUGGUACAAAGGAUUCCUGAAAGACUGUCCAAGUGGAAAUCUGACUGUUGAAGAAUUUAAGAAAAUAUAUGCAAAUUUCUUCCCUUAUGGAGAUGCCUCCAAAUUUGCUGAGCAUGUGUUCCGCACCUUUGACACCAAUGCUGACGGAACGAUUGAUUUCCGAGAAUUUAUUAUUGCCCUGAGUGUCACCUCGCGUGGCAAGCUGGAGCAGAAAUUGAAGUGGGCGUUCAGCAUGUAUGACCUGGAUGGGAAUGGGUACAUCAGUCGGGAUGAAAUGCUGGAGAUUGUCCAGGCAAUCUACAAGAUGGUAUCCACCGUGAUGAAGAUGCCUGAUGAUGAAGCAACACCAGAGAAAAGAACAGAUAAAAUCUUCAGACAGAUGGACACAAAUAACGAUGGUAAAUUGUCCCUUGAAGAAUUCAUUAAAGGUGCCAAGAGUGACCCCUCCAUUGUACGGUUACUACAGUGUGACCCAAGCAGUGCAUCUCAGUUCUAAUGGGACAUGAUUGUAUCGCACUGAUCAUCUGAAGUAAAGGAGCGAGCUUUCAUUCCAGCUGGAUUGCCAACCCUUUGUCUGACCUCCAUCUCAUCAUGAAUUGAUCUUCCUGCCAUAAGAGGGUGAAUGACUAACACGGACAGCAUAGUCUACCCACGCUGUCUUCAGAGGAGCUUAUAGUCACUGCGCUGUUACUUUUGUUUUGUGUUUUCUGUGCAAUGGACACUUCAAAAAGCAGGCAUGCCAACACUUAUAGGGCACCAGGGCAUUGUGUGCAAAGCUCUCCACUAUGGUUCAGAAUAAUGCACAUGUCUAUUGUUGGCCCAUAACCUGAACAUAAAAUUGACAUCACGAAUGUAAAAAUGCCACAUAAGGGAGCUUGCAAACACGCUUCGAGUGCAUUGUAGCUGCUCUAGUUAUUGCUCUUGUUGUACAAACCAACAACUACAGUUCCCAGAAUGAUCUAUAUUACUCUGCAAAUGAAACUAUUAGAUUAUUUCACUUGCAGAUUCACCCAGUGAGCCUCAGAUCACUGUGGGAAGUAUAGUUUAUGCUUAGAAAGCAGGAAGACAUUACGGACCUAUUUGUGAGGGGAGGUAUAAGCUGAGGUUAAAUGUUUAAGUGGCCCUCGUGCACAGUGGAGCUGUUGACAUAUAUACAAAAUGUAUCCUGACCAUAACUUUGGUUGCAUUUUAAAAAAAAGGCCUGUUUUAAUCAAGCACCAUAUAGUCCCCUUUCUAAGCUUCCCAUAUCUAGUAGAUUCCCAAAGCAUGGUUUGAUCCGUUGGAACAAGUGGCCUUUUAUUAAACAGUAAUGACAAUGGGCUGCUGCCUAAAUUAUUGAAAAUCACUGAUUCUUCCUUCAGUUUGUGUCAAACCAAAAGUGUGGUCCACCUCCAUGAUUCCAUUUCACUACACUGGGAAGAGGGAAAACAAUUAGUGGGAGUGGGGCAAUGAAGUACCUACCUAACUCCAAACCCACAAAAAUUGUCAUCCUAACAAAACAGAUCUGAUGAGCCUGGAGUUUGUAGUGAAGUGCAGUAAAAUAAUAAUAGAUGUCACUCUAGUGGAAAAGGCAAGUCUGCAGCAUUUUAGACUUAGUAGUAAAUAAUCAUUUGUGUUGGUGCGUAAGUGCUCCCAAGUGCAGAAGUCAUGUGAAUUUGAUUUAUGCACCAGAUUUACAUAGUAUAUCUUGCAUCUAUCAAACAUUACGGCCAAAACCCAGUGACCAAUGUAAUUCAUGGUUGUUAGAAAUGUACAAGGGAAUACUGUGAACAAAUGGGCUAGAUGCAAGGUCUUCCUGCCUGAUAUUAUUACUGUCUUACCAUGUUAUAAUAACUGGAAUAAAAAUCCUUUAAUUCUUGUUAUGAGUAUACUGAAUCUGCUCUUGCAGGGGUGUUUUGUGUGCUUCAGAAAUGAAGGCGGAGCCACUGGCAGUGCAUGUUAGAUCAUGGUAUCGGAGGAAUUGUAUUAAAAGGUAAAUGUAUUUUUAACAGUGUUGUAAUUCAUCUUCAAAUACUAUUCUAAAUUAAAACAUCAUUGUUUUAAAGCAAGAAUUGAA
Molecule: messenger RNA, 2623 nt
Organism: Pristis pectinata (smalltooth sawfish)
Lineage: Eukaryota; Metazoa; Chordata; Chondrichthyes; Rhinopristiformes; Pristidae
Product: hippocalcin-like protein 1
Exons: 5
Coding region: 482-1063 (193 amino acids)
Molecular function (GO): calcium ion binding
Source: RefSeq, a predicted model, not a curated record